AUGUCUUCUCGACCUGAUCUAAAGGUUGACGACGAAGUCGGUUUCAUUCGCUUCUACCGCAACCUCCCCGAUACAGAAAACAAUGAAACAAUCCGUGUCUUCGAUCGAGGCGACUGGUACUCCUCCCACGGCGAAGAUGCCGAGUUCAUCGCCCGAACCGUCUACAAAACGACCUCCGUCCUCCGCAACCUAGGCCGCAGCGAGACAGGCGGCCUCCCCUCCGUAACAAUGAGCGAGACAGUGUUCCGCAAUUUUCUUCGUGAAUCACUAUUCCGCCUGAACAAGCGCAUUGAGAUCUGGGGCUCUGGCGGCGUCGGUAAAGGCAACUGGAAGCUGGUGAAACAGGCCAGUCCUGGUAAUUUGCAGGACGUCGAAGACGAGCUUGGUGCCGUGGGUGCGUUGUCGAUGGACUCUGCUCCUAUUAUUCUUGCAGUGAAGAUCUCUGCCCGGGCGGCUGAGGCGAGGAAUGUUGGUGUCUGCUUUGCAGAUGCUAGUGUGCGAGAGCUUGGUGUGAGCGAGUUUCUUGAUAAUGACGUUUACUCUAACUUUGAGUCACUGGUAAUUCAGCUUGGUGUGAAGGAGUGUCUCGUGCAGAUGGAUUCUAGUCGCAAGGAUGUGGAGCUUGCCAAGAUUAGGGCUAUUGCUGAUAGUUGUGGCAUUGCUAUUUCUGAACGGCCGGCUGCUGAUUAUGGUGUUCGGGAUAUCGAGCAGGAUCUGUCGAGGCUGCUCCGAGAUGAACGUUCCACUGCUACAUUACCUCAGACAGAUCUGAAGCUUGCUAUGGGCUCGGCUUCGGCGUUGAUUAAGUACCUUGGCGUCAUGACUGAUCCGACACACUUCGGUCAGUAUCAGCUUUAUCAACAUGACUUGUCGCAGUACAUGAAGCUCGAUGCUGCUGCUCUUCGUGCAUUGAACCUGAUGCCUGGUCCCAGAGACGGUUCUAAGAGUAUGAGCUUGUUUGGCUUGUUGAAUCACUGCAAGACUCCUGUUGGUAGCCGGCUGCUGGCACAGUGGCUGAAGCAGCCGCUGAUGGAUCUUGCUGCGAUUGAACAGCGACAGCAGCUGGUUGAGGCUUUCGUGUCGAACACCGAGUUGCGCCAGACCAUGCAGGAAGAACACCUUCGGGCUAUUCCAGACCUCUACCGGCUUUCAAAGCGUUUCCAGCGGCAGCAGGCUAACUUGGAAGAUGUCGUUCGCGCAUACCAGGUAUCAAUUCGGUUGCCUGGAUUCGUCAGUGCACUUGAGGAUGUUAUGGAUGAGCAAUACCAGACACCACUGGAAGCUGAAUACACCUCCAAACUUCGGGCCCACUCGGACAGCUUGGCCCGACUGGAGGAGAUGGUAGAGACUACGGUUGAUCUUGACGCCCUUGAGAACCAUGAAUUCAUCAUCAAGCCCGAAUUCGAUGAGAAUCUGCGCAUCAUUCGGAAGAAACUUGAUAAGCUUCGUUAUGACAUGGACCAGGAACACCGUCGCGUCGCCAAAGAUCUGAAUCAAGAUAUGGAGAAGAAACUGUUCCUUGAAAACCACAAAACUCACGGUUGGUGCUUCCGCCUCACUCGCACAGAAGCAGGCUGCAUCCGCAACAAGCGUGAAUACCAAGAAUGCUCUACUCAAAAGAACGGUGUCUAUUUCACGACUACCACUCUGCAAUCUUAUCGUCGAGACCACGACCAGCUUUCAACGACCUACAACAGAAACCAGUCCAGUCUUGUCCAAGAGGUUGUUAAUGUCGCUGCCUCUUACUGUCCUGUAUUGGAACAGCUCGCCGGCGUACUUGCUCACCUUGACGUUAUCGUGGCAUUUGCCCAUGCCUCUGUCCAUGCCCCUUCGGGAUAUGUGCGUCCAAAGAUGCACGCCCGAGGCACGGGUAACACCGUUCUCAAGGAAGCCCGCCACCCAUGUAUGGAGAUGCAAGACGACAUCUCCUUCAUCACUAACGACGUCUCCCUGAUCCGUGAUGAAUCCUCCUUCCUCAUCAUUACCGGUCCUAAUAUGGGCGGAAAGUCCACCUACAUUCGCCAGAUCGGUGUUAUCGCCCUCAUGGCGCAGACCGGCUGCUUUGUGCCCUGCACUGAGGCAGAACUGACCAUCUUUGACUGCAUCCUUGCCCGAGUUGGUGCUAGCGACUCCCAGCUGAAGGGAGUGUCAACCUUCAUGGCAGAGAUGCUCGAGACCGCGAAUAUUCUCAAGUCUGCCACAUCCGAUUCUCUGAUCAUCGUCGACGAGCUUGGUCGUGGAACUAGCACAUAUGACGGCUUCGGUCUUGCCUGGGCUAUCUCAGAGCACAUUGUGACAGAAAUCCGCUGCUUCGGUCUUUUUGCCACUCACUUCCAUGAGUUGACGGCACUGUCCGAUCGAUUCCCUAAGUCUGUGAAAAACCUACACGUUGUCGCAUUCAUCGGUGAUGGCACGGAAACUGCAGCUGAAGCUGACGAUGAAGCCAAGAAGAAGCAACAAGUUACCCUGCUCUACCGUGUCGAGCCUGGAAUCUGUGACCAAUCUUUUGGUAUCCACGUUGCUGAACUUGUUCGCUUUCCUACUAAGGUCGUCAACAUGGCUCGUCAAAAAGCUGAGGAGCUCGAGGACUUUACAUCUGCUACUUCGGAUCAGCAGCAGCCUGCUCCUUCGCUUGAUAAGUACUCCCAGGAGGAAGUGGAGGAGGGCAAUGCCCUCUUGAAGGACAUGUUGGUAAAAUGGAAGGCUGAGAUUGAAGGUAAAAACAUAUCCUCUGAGGAAAAGCGCCAGAUAAUGCGUGACUUGGUUAAAGGGGAUGAGAAGUUGCAAGCGAACAAGAUGUUCCAGGGCAUCAAGGCUCUAUAA
Molecule: messenger RNA, 2823 nt
Organism: Penicillium taxi
Lineage: Eukaryota; Fungi; Ascomycota; Eurotiomycetes; Eurotiales; Aspergillaceae
Product: mismatch repair ATPase MSH2
Exons: 2
Coding region: 1-2823 (940 amino acids)
Biological process (GO): mitotic recombination; mismatch repair
Cellular component (GO): nucleus; MutSalpha complex
Molecular function (GO): mismatched DNA binding; ATP-dependent DNA damage sensor activity; ATP binding
Source: RefSeq, a predicted model, not a curated record